This is a messenger RNA of Exophiala spinifera, 336 nucleotides long. RefSeq lists its product as uncharacterized. The record is from RefSeq and is a predicted model, not a curated record. The transcript has a single exon. Bases 1 to 336 code for a protein of 111 amino acids. NCBI's taxonomy places the organism in Eukaryota, Fungi, Ascomycota, Eurotiomycetes, Chaetothyriales, Herpotrichiellaceae.
AUGGGAGUGAUGAAUCGUCGACUUGCGAUCGGUGGUGUGGCGGCGGGCCUGCUUUACUUCGCGUUGCCAGCGAGAUGGCCCGAGUUCUUCAAGACACCCGGUGUUCGAAAUAUUGAGAGAGCGUAUCAGAAUGGAGGAGCUACAUCCACGCACACCAAGGCAUACGGAGGUACAAUCCAAGGUCGGGCCGAUGAGACGAUGAGAGACAACGCAGGCACAAGUGUGCCUGAAGGAUUCGCCAAAGAAGGCAUCGGCCACGACCAACGUCCGGAACCUCUCACGAAAUUUGGUGAGAAAUGGAACGAAUUCCAUUAUGGCCACCCCAAAGGGAAGUAA